UCACAGUUAUCUCCCGAGACGGUUCAGUGCAACUUUAGCAGGAAGAGUAAGUGAGUGAGUACGAGUGAAAAUACGAUUGGCUUCAGUCCGCGGCGGGGCUUCAACCGAAGGCAUAACAACGGGGUACGGCCCGAAGCACGGCCUCCCCAAACGGCAACGUGAUCUGGUGCGGCGAGUGUUCUGAUGGCAACAGCGGCUGGAGUGGUCAGGACUGCUGAGGUGCCGAACAUGGAAGGCGGAAGGGCAAGUGAUAAGGCGGACGAAGGGAAGGACAACGACAAAGAAGAAGAACAAGGCAAGAAAGCGGGAGAGGAAGGAAAAGAGGGGCAGAGGGAGAGAACGAGGUACAGUGUGGAAUUAACUGUGGAAGUAGUAGUGGAAGGUGCACUGUAUGAUGGACCUGCUUAAAGGGAUACAGAAACAGUGUGGGACAGUGGGUGGAUGUAGAGUGACGGGGGAACAGUAUGAAGUGACGAUGAGGACAAUCCUGGGGGAAAUGAAACUAAUGGAGGGGCUGAGAGUGAACGGGGUCGCGGUACAUGCAAAAAACAUUAUGAGCACUGAUGUGACCGUCUCGAUCCUGCAUCUGCCUGUCUACUUGCUGGAUAAAACGAUACUAAAUUGGCUUGAGGAGUGGGGAGUUAAGCCCAUCUCGGACAUUAAAAAAAGAGUGUGGCCAGACUCGGACAUUGCAGACGGCACCAGGUUCCUGAGAGUGAGAUUCAACAAUAAGGUCCGCUCCCUACCGUAUUCCACGAAGUUCGACACGGUGAAGGGGACGGAGUACUUCCGGGUCCUGCACAAUGGCCAGGUUCCAGUGGGCAGGUUAUGUAUAAAGCUGGGUCACAUCUUUAGAGAAUGCCCAGACUUUAAGUGCCACAGGUGUUAUGAGUAAGGGCAUUAUGCCAAGGAGUGCAGGUAUGGAGCUGAGAGAGAGGAAAGAGAGAGAGGAGGAAGACGAGGAGAAAGACGACAAGGAGGAAGAUGAGGAGGAAGACGACGAGGCAGAGGGGGCAAAGAAAAGACCCCAUGAUGAGAUCAGCAGCGAAGAUGAAGGUCCAGUGGUGGAGGACAUCUCGGGGACUUCGGUGAUGGAAGAGAAAGCACCAAAGGUGGGAAAGAGCAAAAAAAGUGCCAGGCAGGGCGGCGGAGGCGCCGGCGGAAGCAGCAGAGGCGCCGACGGAAGCAGCGGCGGGGGAAAGAAGUGUCUGGGUCCUGAAGUGGUGGAAGACAUCUCGGAGGCUUCCGGAAUGGAGGAGGGAGAGCUGUCGGAGGACCCUGGGGGCGUCAUGGUCUUCGGGAGCCCUAACGAUGAGCAGAGGGGCCGCGGCACGAGGAGAAACAGGCGCGAGGAGGAGAAGAAGACCUCAGCGGAGAACGCCGGGCUGAUUGCUAGACGCAAAGCGGACAAGGAGAGGGAGGUGGAGAAAAGGAGAGCGGGUUCGACAGAGGGGGAGCUCGGGAAAUAAACCAGUUUAAGGUAGGACUCGCGGGAUCAGCUGUUAUAUAAGGAAGGAAGGGGUGGGACUGAGCCACAGGAAAUUGUCUCCAGCACAGAACGGGGAAUCGUUACAGUCUCUGACCUCACGCUACACUGAUCAUUUUUGUUUAAUUUUAUGGAAGAAGUCAAUAAAUCCGCCAGAGGAAGGCAAAGAAAUCAGCGCCUACAGAGUUUUAUUUGGACUGUUUUUAACGUGUGAGUCAAGAAGCUGAUCCCUGUUAAUGUGGCACAGUUUUAAAUAUCCUACAAGAAUGGGCCACGACAUAGUCAAAGACUCCGGACCGCUGGAAUAACUGAUGAUAAAGACGCAUCGCUGACUGGAAUCCCAGAUACCAGAUAUGUAUAAAUAUAUAUAUCCAGAUAUGGUACCGACACCGGCUUGGAUAUUUGUGAAUGGAAGAAGGAGACUCCGCGAACAGAGCGUAUGGAUUGCGCAACGAUCAGCUGUUUAGCCAAGCGGAGGCCCGCGAGUAAACAAAAGACAACAAGAACAGUGAGUAAAUGGACUAAUACAAUGGAUGAACUUUAAAGGUGGGGUAGGUCAUUUUGGAGAAUCCAGCUCGAGUGCGCUAGAAUGUGAAAAUACAAAACCGGAAAAAAGCUGCCACUUCCUUAGAGAGCCCCUCCUCCAACACACACGAACGUGCACAUCAAUGAGGGCACGAGAUAAAUUUGUGCACAGAAGGAAGGCUGACAGGCAGGUAGGCCAUCCAGUUACUUUAGCCGGGCCGGCUCAGAUGAUUGGUCGUGCUUUUUACAGUAGGCUACUACGGCUUCCACAGAUGACAUUUUUUUUUAAUGGAUUUUUUGUCAAAGCACUUCAGAUAUUCAUUGCUAUCGGGAUGUUAAGAGCAUUCCAUGGAAUAUAACAACAAAUGUAUCUCGAGCCGGUUUCUCAAACUUACCUACCCCACCUUUAAGCCGGAUAGAAGAUAUUAAAGCUGAUCGGGAUAUGGAUAUAUGUUGGAUGCCUGCCAAGACCAAAGAAAACGGAAUGGAGCAGAGAGAAAUGUUUGUUACGACGCAAUGCUUGGAUUAAAGUGCGGAUUGAACGAUCAAAAGCAGGCCCGGACUAGCCAUCGGGAGGACCGGGAUGUUUCCCGAUGGCCUGGCCUGUUAAGUGGCCUGCUGGCCUGAAGAUAUUUGACUCUGCCUCACAGAGGGUGACUGGCUGUCUACAUGAUGUGGCCUGCCGACAU
Messenger RNA from Gymnodraco acuticeps, 2700 nucleotides. Its product is annotated as tau-tubulin kinase 1-like. Bases 888 to 1469 code for a protein of 193 amino acids. Lineage: Eukaryota; Metazoa; Chordata; Actinopteri; Perciformes; Bathydraconidae. The transcript is spliced from 2 exons. The record is from RefSeq and is a predicted model, not a curated record.